UUCCAGAACUUAAGGAUAUGUUACGAGAGUUAGAUGUACCUGUUGGAGGCAAGAAAGGUGAACUGAUCACACGAAUCAAGCUUGCUAGAUUAGAUAUGCCACAGCUGGUCCAGAAAUGCAAAGACCUUGGGAUCAGUCAUCAGGGAGGAAAAAGGGAAUUGGUGAGGGACAUCCAAGAGAAGGAAAAAACAGCUGAAAAUGAACCAGGACAUCCAAUUGAAGUUGAGAUAGAAGACUGCAAUGAUGAUGAUGAUGAAUGGGAAACCGAUGAGAGUGAAGAUGAGAGUGAAGAUGAAUCUGCUGAUUUUGCAUCUCAAAACAAGGGAGGUAAAGAUACAUGGUUUGUGAGGCCUCUUGAAAAGUGCGAGAAGUGUGAAAAAAAGAUGGAACUUACUCAGGCAGAAGAUCAUCUUAAGGAAUGUUGGUUUGAGGAAGGACCUGCUAAUGUCUUUUACUUGGAAGCACAGGCAUUUCAGGUGAUGAAUAUUCAUCUGAUUCUACCCUUGAACGCUUCGUUUGAUGAUCUGGAUGAGGCUCUGAGAAUGUACUGGAUGGAAUGUUGUGGACAUCUCUCUCAGUUCUGGUACAGGAAAAACAGUGCACCAUUCCAACCCCCUUCCAGUUACCAAGACUCCUGUAUCCAGAAGUUCAAAGAUGAUUUUGGAUUCAGUGAUACACCAACAAAGCUAAUGUCAACAAAGCUUAAGAAGAUUUUAACAACCAAAAAUCAAUUGAUUCGCUAUGAAUAUGACAUUGGCACAACAACUGAGUGCCUUAUUCUGUUCCAUGGCUGCUUCAGGGUGAAGGGAAAGCCCAAGAUGAUUGACAAUAGUGCCUUGAUAAUGAGAAAUAUAAAGCCAAAGAUUCCAUGUGGAAAGUGCAAGAAGCCUGCCAAGUAUCUCCUAAAUAAUGGAGGUAUGGAGUAUGCCAGUCCAACUCAGUUCUUUUGCUCUAAGAAGUGUGGAAGAGGAGAAGAGGAGGAGAUGUUGAUGGGAUAUUUCAACUCCCCUCGCUCUGGUGCUUGUGGGUUUGAUGGUUGAUGGCAAAUUCCCAAAAUGUUAGAGACGAGUCUUGCAUUGAGAUUGAAACCUUCACAAAAGGAGCUGCUAGAAGAAUCCAUAGAAUAAGGAAAAGUCCAAAAAUUUGAGAGACUAAGAACUACACACUUUUCACAAAUACAGUCAUGUAGGUGUAUUCCCUCAUGGUAUUUUCAUAAACCUCCUUCAAAUUUUUAUCAUUUUCAACACCAGUUGAUGGCAAAGAUAUAGGUCUUCAUAUUAGCCUUUUUUGGUUAACCACAUAUGCCAUCUAUUCAGCCAAAAGUAAUUUAAAAAUAUUGUAGUAGCGAUCUUUAAAUGUUUUUACAUGAGUUAUUUCCUCAGCAUGAUAUUGCACUAAAGAAGCUUUGUGCAGUAUUCAGUUGAUCGAAUGAGGGACGUGUUCCCAUGAUUUUUUGUUCCUUUUUUCUGUCAAUACGCAGUAUCUCCCUUUAAUAGAGAUUUCAAAAUUCCUGAUCAUUUUUUCUUAUGUGUCAAAGAAAAAUGAAAAUAUAAGUAAGCACUAUGCACUUCUAUGAAAAGUGUUUUCUGUCUUAGGUCAUUUCUCCUUUGUUUCCAGAUAUAUUAUACAUGCAUCCAGAUAUAUGUAAAAUGGAGUAAAUGUGAUUAAGUUGGUGCUAAUUUCUCAAUUACAGUAAGUAUACUGUAUUGUGCUAAUUCUGAAAUCAUGGAUUUUGAUUUUGCAAUCAUCCAAAAAAGAUGUUGGAUUAUCUUGCAGUGAUCAUUGAAGAUGAGAUGUUAACAGCUGAGUGAUUUGCUCACUGUAUUUAGUGGAAAAGAUUUAAAUGUUACAGUUUAUAUGUUAUUUGACCAUGUCAGUUAUUUAAUAUAAAAAGUUACAAAGACAUUUGUAAUGCUUAUGGGUGUUAUUGUUCUUUCUAAAUUCUUAAAUUGAGUUUACUUGUAAGUACACUGUAUCUCAUUAACUAGUAUUAAAGGAAUCUCAUAAGUCUGAGAAUAUGUGUGUUAGGGUACA
This is a messenger RNA of Owenia fusiformis, 2034 nucleotides long. Lineage: Eukaryota; Metazoa; Annelida; Polychaeta; Sabellida; Oweniidae. The record is from the annotation of a GenBank genome assembly.